UGGGUGUAACAGUGAUUGUUCUAACCAAAAAGCUGAUGAGGAUGAAAUAAAAGAAUCCAAAAAAUCAAAGAAAAAAAUUGGGCGUAGUAAAUCAGAAAAAGAUGCUAUUGAAUCAAGUAAAAUUGAAAUUGAAAAUCUUAAAAAUAAAAAGGAGGAAUUAGAAAAGGAAUUGUUAAAUUUAAAAAGUGAAAUAAUAGAAAUAAAUGAAAAUAAUGAAAAAACUGAUUUAAAGGGAAAAAGGCGCGUUAAGUCAUUUAAUGAUUUUUACCCGAUCCCGGCUGAUCGAAGAAUUAGAAGCAGCUGAAAGAAGGAAAAAGAAACAAUCAUCUAGAACAAACAGCGCAUCUACAAGUAAUUCAAAUACAAAACCUUCAACUUCGGCGAAUACCGAAAGCGAUAAAGCAAAUUGUAGUAAAAGCAAUGAAAUUGAAAAUAGCGGGGAAAUUACAGAAAUUCUCCCUGGAAAUUUCGAGAAAUAUUUACAAAAUCACCAUAAAGCAUCGUUUGAAAUUGAAACAAUUUCUGAAGAAAUACCUGUUGAUAUUAAUAUGGAGAAGAAAAAAAAGGAGAUUAAAGAGGGUAAAAAGAUAAGAGCUUCUUUAUCGGAUUCUGGUAAAAUUUAUUGUUUUUAA
Messenger RNA from Meloidogyne enterolobii, 632 nucleotides. Lineage: Eukaryota; Metazoa; Nematoda; Chromadorea; Rhabditida; Meloidogynidae. The record is from the annotation of a GenBank genome assembly.